Messenger RNA from Gastrolobium bilobum, 1421 nucleotides. RefSeq lists its product as uncharacterized. Bases 255 to 1256 code for a protein of 333 amino acids. The record is from RefSeq and is a predicted model, not a curated record. Lineage: Eukaryota; Viridiplantae; Streptophyta; Magnoliopsida; Fabales; Fabaceae. The transcript is spliced from 3 exons.
ACACAAAGGAAGCAUAUCUAUGAGCUGGUGAAGGAGAUGCACUCUCUGUUUCAAUGACCCAUUAGCUGUUAUUUUCACUGUGAAAAUCUCUCUGUAAAUUUGAGUCGCUGUCUAUGUUCCAAGUUUGUACCUUUAUUGUCCCCACUCCAAAAGUUAAAGAGAGAUCGAGUGAUUGAGGCACUGAGGGGACAGAGUGGUAACACCCCGCCAUCUGUGGCUCCUAUUUCACUCUCUAUCUAACUCCAAAUCCAAUCAUGCCUUCAGGUGCUAAGAAGAGAAAAGCUGUCAAGAAAAAGAAGGAAAAGGAAAGUAACAUCAACCCAUCAACCAAUAACCCUCAAGGAAAUGAUGACCUGAAGUCUCAAGAUGAGAAAGGAAGUGAUGGUGGUGAGGCUAGUUCACCUGCAUAUGAUGACCAUGAUGAUCAUCGUCAUCCAUUCAAUGAUGGGAGUAAAGAAUUGGAAGAGAGAGACCCAUCAGCUGCUCAACCAUAUGCUUCUGAUGCCAAGUCCAUGGAAGAAGUUCCUAGUGAUGUUAAGAUUGACAAUGUGUUUGGAGAAAAGGAGGAUAGUGUUGUUAUGAUAGAGAGAGAUUUGAAAUCCGAGGAGAGUUCUGAGAGAAAAAAUGUAGGAUUGGAGCACAUUGAGACUGCCAAGGAAUCAUGUUAUGGGAAUGGUACUUCAAAUGGUGAAUCCCUUACUGAGAAAAACUCGAAGGAUGAGAAUUACAAUUCAUUUGAAGAGGCAAUUGCAUGUCAUGAGUUGGUUAAAUCCAUUGAUUCUUCACCUUCCGAAAUGACUUUGAUUACUAAAAAUGCACCAGUUGUGGAGACUGAUGAUUCAGCUGCUGAAUCUUCUGUUAAUUCAGUUAAGGCCGUGGCUUCUGUGUCUGAGGUAGAAAACAAUGAUACUGGAAGUGUAUUACUAGAGAAGUCAGCAAUCCCUCCUGUAGAAGUGACCAAUCACACUAUGAAGAUAAAUGAGGAUAAUGUAUAUCCCUUAACCGAUGAGAAUGCUACAACAUCAAGUUUGGAGGAACCUAAGCGUAAGGAAUAUGAUAGUAAAGUGUUAGCUUCAUUGUCUGCUAGUCCUCCUUUCACUAAAUUUACUAAUGGAGGAGAAAACAUUAAAGAUUCUGAUACUCCAGAAUGCUCUGAAAAUCAGCAUCAUGCAGCAUCAGCUCCACAUAUUGUGCAAAAGACCUCAUGGUUGAGUUGCUGUGGAUUGUUUGAAGUUCUGUCAGGUUCUAAUAGAUAAUUUUCAGGUUCCAACAUUGAAGUUAUUUUAUCUUGUAAAAUCAUAUUUGCUAGAAUUCCCUUCCAACUUAAAAGGUUGUACUUGCUGAAACACAUAUGCUCCCCUCCUGUGUGCUUGCUGGAAUUGUUCUUGUUUGUUAUUUGGUUUGUCUUGUCAGGUUCAUGG